Zingiber officinale is the source of this 672-nucleotide messenger RNA. RefSeq lists its product as uncharacterized. The annotation marks the transcript as partial. The record is from RefSeq and is a predicted model, not a curated record. The transcript has 7 exons. NCBI's taxonomy places the organism in Eukaryota, Viridiplantae, Streptophyta, Magnoliopsida, Zingiberales, Zingiberaceae.
AUGACAUUCAACAAGGAGACAAAAACAAUCACAGUGGUCGUGGUAGGGACCAACCCCAUUCUCCAGUCCUUCACUGCGGCAUUUCAGCAAACACAUGCCUUUGUAUACUUCGUGCUUGCCAAUGCCAUAACGAGCCUGUAUAACCUACUGGCGAUGCUGCUCCUGCCAUGCUUGAAGAACAUAGGACGUCAAAGUCCUUGUAAAUCAUCAGGAGCUGAAUCACUGCCCAAAGGAAUUAUUAGUCGGAUAUCAGACAUGGAAAUGGUGCCUCUUUGGGGUGCUCCAGAAGGAAAGGAAGAUAUUAGUUCACAGAAGAGUUUAUUGGCGAUGGCAGUUGGUAUAAAGCAAAAACAAACUGUGGAUCAAAUAGUAAUGAAGUUUGCCUUGAGUAACUACACGAUAAUGCUUUUUCAUUAUGAUGGUAUUGUGGAUAAAUGGAAAGAUCUACAAUGGAGUGACAGUGUUUUGCAUAUUUCUGCAAUCAAUCAAACAAAAUGGUGGUUUGCAAAACGCUUCUUACAUCCAGACAUCGUUGCACCAUACAAGUACAUCUUCUUAUGGGAUGAGGACCUUGGAGUGGAAAAUUUUCAUCCUGAAAGCUAUUUGACAAUUGUGGAAAAGGAAGGUUUGGAGAUAUCACAACCUGCUCUUGACCCUACAAAAUCAUCUAGG